Danaus plexippus (monarch butterfly) is the source of this 2644-nucleotide messenger RNA. Its product is annotated as ras-related protein Rab-30-like. The record is from RefSeq and is a predicted model, not a curated record. NCBI's taxonomy places the organism in Eukaryota, Metazoa, Arthropoda, Insecta, Lepidoptera, Nymphalidae. Gene Ontology annotation, cellular component: trans-Golgi network. The transcript is spliced from 4 exons. Gene Ontology annotation, molecular function: GTPase activity; GTP binding. The coding region runs from base 1 to 603 and encodes 200 amino acids.
AUGGAGGAUUAUAAGUUUCUUUUUAAAGUAGUUUUAGUGGGCAACGCGGGUGUUGGUAAAACUUGUUUAGUGAGGAGAUUUACUCAGGGCCUGUUUCCACCAGGUCAAGGUGCUACUAUAGGCGUAGAUUUUAUGAUUAAAACUGUCGAAGUGGAUGGAGAGAAAGUUAAGCUUCAGAUAUGGGAUACAGCGGGACAGGAGAGGUUCAGAUCUAUAACACAGAGUUACUACCGAUCAGCCCACGCACUUAUAUUGGUAUAUGACAUAUCUUGCCAGCCCACAUUUGACUGUCUUCCAGAUUGGCUUCGAGAAAUAGAAGAGUAUGCCAACAAUAAGGUUCUCAGAAUAUUAGUUGGUAAUAAGACUGAUAGGGAAGAUAGGGAAAUACCUCGUCAUAUAGGCGAAGACUUUGCACAGAGACAUGGGAUGUAUUUUUUGGAAACAUCCGCCAAAGAAGCUGAAAAUGUUGAAAGAUUGUUUAUGGAAAUUGCUGUUGAAUUAAUGGAGCAAGCAAAAUGUAAGGAGCUACCCAAAUAUGACGGCAGUCUAGGUCCCAUUAAUGGUAAGACUUCCAGUGACAGUUCUUGUUGUCUCCGCUCAUGAAGAACUUAUCGCUUAUUACAUCACAGAGGGUUGGGUUUUAUGUAAACGCAAUUUUUUUUUAUUUUUAUACUUUUGAAUGUUGUGAUUUCAUUCCGUCUAUUUUUUAUUUUAUUUUUUGUUACAUUUAAUAAUAUUUUUUUUUACUAAGGUAUCAAAAGUAAUACAUUUUGUAAAAUUUUUUUUUUAAACAUUCCACAAAAGAAGAGAAUAAGGGUGAUCUUUUGUAUCACACUGAAACAUUUAAUUUAAUGUCACUAAGACAGAUGUACCCUAUUUAAAAAUUCCCUGCUUGUUACUGAUAACAAUUAUAUCUAUUUGCACUUAAUUUUCAUAGAAAUAGCUAUCCAUAGUAUUAACAAUAUAGAUACGUCUUAUAUAAAUUUAAAAAAAUAACAUGCUUAUCUAAAAUUAUUUUUGCACUGUUUAAAUGAAAACCUUAUAAUUUUUAUUACAAAGGUACAAUUUCGAAAGUUAAUAUACCAUUGAUUUGCCACAUAACGAUCUAACGAAACGUAUUUAUUUACAUAAAAUUGGAUGCAUAGUUAUCAGUUUUUCGUUGAUAUACCUAUGUCGAUACUGUCAUGUGCAAAGUUACGUUAUAAAUAGUAGGACACACUUCGUGUUUAGGUACACGACAUACAUCCUUGGUCGUGCAUAUAGCAGUCUCAGUACAAACGUUUUUCACAAUCACUGAUAUUGCAUAAUCGUAUAGCCGAAUAGAGAACAGUUAAUAUACCGCCGUGCUGACCGGAAUUAGGUUAACGCAAAACUACAACUUACAAGGCGCACUGUGUAUGCAAUAUAUGUAUGGAGAUCAUAAAUGAGACCUGUUAAAGUUAUCGAGUUCACAACGAAAGCGUUAAAAGUAAAAAAUGUGUUAAAUUAUAACCUUAUCCUUUACUUAUAAUUGUCAAUGAUAAAGUUGACAAUGCUAAAUAAUGAUAAAUUCAUUGAGAAAAGUUCAUAAGGGUAUUUAAUAAAAUAAACGGUUAGAGAAAAUAUUUGAUUUUUUUUUUACUAUAGUCUAUGAUUUAUGGUUAAAAAAUCGUAUAAAUAUAAAGUAAUCACGAUUUUGUUAGAAUUAAUACGCCGCUCUUGACUAAUAAAAUUAUUUAUUUAAUAAUUUAAAAAUAUAGUUUUGGGACAUAAUUUUUUUUAGAGGUAAUUAUUAUUUUUAAUUUGUUAAAUUAUACACGGAACAGGUUUUUUUUAUAUACAUUAUAAUAUGAAUUCAAGUUGCACAUUAACCAUGUAGCCUUUUGUUUGUGGCUGUGACUAAACAAGUUUUCAUGUGUGGACAGACCUUAAAAUGAUAUUUUUUUAUUGUAUAUAAACCACCUUACAUGUUAUGUAGGGAUUGGACGAUAAUAAUUGAAAGUAUGUAACAAAAAAAGAAUUUAUAUUCUACUAAAAAUAAUUCCAUUUUUAUAUUUCUUUACAUAUUUUAGUGUACAUUCAUAUAAAAAAAUAGAAGUAAAAGAAAACCUGAAAUUUUUUAAAAUCCAUUCCUAUUUCAAAUAUGUUUUAUUUUUAAUUUUAUUAUUAUAAAAGGUACGAGGUUGAUAUUUAUUAUGCUGUAUUUUUUUAAGAGUAUUAUUAUAUAAAACUUUAUGCAAUCGUCGGGUGUCUAUUAUUAUAAUGUAUUCAUAUUCUGUGCACUUUGCUGUUUGUUUAUGCAUUAUACAUUUUAAAUGGUUGUAAAUUUUGUUAAUUGUUAUGUUGUUUGAAUGUGCAAUGUUCUUGUUUUUUCUUAUUAAUAAAAUUGCUUUUAAACUAAAUGUUGCUUUAAAAUUUAACUCGUAAUUGUAACUGGGAUUUAAAUUAAUGCAAUUUAAUGUUAUAAACUAUCCUUGUGACUUGAAUAGAAUUUUAGGGUGACUACUCCUUCUUGAAAUACAAUUUUUCUUAAUAUCUCAUAAUAAUGCAAACAAUGUACAAUAUUUAGAUCUGAAUUUAUAUAGCUGUUUAAUCUCAACAUGUUGUAAAGUCACCAAAGAAAAUCUGAUAAUUGUAAUACUCGCAAUUAAAUUUAUCAGUUUUA